AUGUCACGCACCGAGAAUCACGCUUUGAUCUUUGGAGCUUCCGGAAUUUCUGGCUGGUCUCUGAUGAACCAAUGUCUCCAAUAUCCUUCAAAAGACUCAUUCCAAAGUGUGACUGGGCUCUGUAACAGACCGCUGUCGAAAAAAGACGCCUACCUUCCCGAUGAUGAUCGACUCAGCAUAGUCUCCGGGGUUGACCUGACACAGCCCGUGAAGGUGGUCACAGACCAAUUGAAGAAAAUUGCAAACAUUGGGUCGAUCAAUGUUGUUUUCUUUGCCGCUUAUAUCGACGGCUCGGACUUUGCGUCUCGACGACAACUGAAUACCUUGAUUCUCCAAACAGCUAUCGAGAGCGUCCAGAAUGCUGGUGCCAACCUGCAAACAGUGAUAUUGCAAACAGGUGGAAAGGGAUACGGACUAGAAUUCUCCAAGGAACUCGAAAUCCAACCCCCUCUUCGUGAAUCUAUGCCUCGUAUCCCAGAGCCAUGGAAAAGCAACAUAUUCUACUAUGAGCAGUAUGAUAUGCUGGAUGCACUCUCAGAGGGCGGCAAGAAGUGGACAUUUUCCGAAAUCCGACCAGAUGGUAUCAUAGGAUUCGUCCCCGGUUCAAAUGCCAUGAACCUUGCUCAGGGCAUCGCCUUAUACCUCAGUUUGUACCGAGAGGUCCAUGGCCCUGGGGCGAAAAUAUCCUUCCCUGGAACGACGCACGGCUACCACUCUACACACAGCGAUACGUUCCAGGAUAUUCUUUCCAAAAUGGAGAUUUUCGCUGCCUUGAACCGUGACCGAUGCUCUCAUGGCUCCUCCUUCAACGUCGCGGAUGGCCACGCAGUUAGCUGGGCCCAGGUCUGGCCGGGUAUUUGUGCGUACUUUGGCUUGGUCGGGGACGGGCCUGGAGAUCAAGUGGUGAAAGUGCAGCAAUUUGUGUCUGACCACCAAGAGACAUGGAAACAACUAGCAAAUGAUCGUGGACUUCGGGCUGGAUCUAUUGCGGAUUUCAAUUGGCCUUUUGUCCAUUUCAUGAUGGUUGAGUUUGAUUUCGAUCGCCAGUAUUCCCUUGACGCGGCUCGUUCGGUCGGAUUCGAAGAGUCUAUUGAGACCGUGCAGGGAUAUCGUUGUGCAUUUGACAGAAUGGCAAAAGCGAAGUUGAUUCCUUCUUAUUGA
This is a messenger RNA of Penicillium brevicompactum, 1161 nucleotides long. RefSeq names its product SDR family oxidoreductase. The transcript has 2 exons. Lineage: Eukaryota; Fungi; Ascomycota; Eurotiomycetes; Eurotiales; Aspergillaceae. The record is from RefSeq and is a predicted model, not a curated record. Bases 1 to 1161 code for a protein of 386 amino acids.